AACAGUUAAAUAUCACAUUUUCAAGGAUUCACUACAUUCUGCUGGAUUCUACCACACACCAGUUCUCACAAGAAUAUUAUUCCUAAUUUCGAUUUUACAAUACACUACCACAUUUAACAAGAAGUGAUUAGGCUACUACAAAAUAAAGUUUUAUCGAUGUUGGUGAUAUAAUAUUUGGCUAUCCUUCUUGUGCUGUGCUAGUCUGAACAACUUGGGGAUUGUGACAAAUAUCAAGUACAAUGACAACGUGUAACACCACUGAAAAACUUGAUGAAGUUUUACAACUUUUUCUAUUACCUGAUUAUAAUGUCGUGUCUACGACCUAUCUUGAUCUUCUAUUAUCGCGAAUCGCACAAUCUGAUAAAUUAGUUGAAAAGUCUGACUUUGAGUAUUUCAAUACCUUUCAACACUGGGUACUCAAAGCUUUAGAAACAUGGAGCAGUGGAAUCAAACCUUGUCAAGCUGUCACAACAUUCACUUUGAGACUCAUUGGACACAUUGGAAAGAGUGAAAUUCAUUUCCAUUUUUGGUACCGUGAGAAUUUAUACAAUAAGAUCUGUGAUGUUUUAAACCUUCACAAUGAUAAAUUGUCAGUGUCUGUCAAAAUGGCAUAUGUAGAUAUGCUUUCCAGCUUGUGUACUCACACAAGCGGUAGGCAUUGGAUUCUCGAAUCAGGUGUAUGGAAGGAUGUUAUAAGAUUAGCUCACUGCAAUCAGACCAUAUACGUCACGCGGGAGAGUCAAAAAUUUAUAUGGACGUUGCUACUACACGAAUCUCAAAGACCGCAUAUUUGUACGCCAAUUAUAUUGGAAGCUGCACGUCCAUUCACAGACAAUACUGUCCACAACGAAUUUCAAAAAGUACUAGAGGAGACCUAUCUGGACCAAAACAAGUAUCUCUGCUCGACAAUAAUCUUGUUAACCAGUAUAAUCGAGAACACAAUGUUCCAUAGCAAGGAAAAUACAAUACCAUUAUUAGUAAUGGAACUUACUAAUUUGGAAGCAAGAAUAAAAGCUCUUUUUGAAGCAUGCAUUAGCACAACCUUUUUUCAACACAUACAUAAAUUGCUAGUCCUCUUGAUCUUUGUAAAACUGAAACAAGGCAUAUCACCACUGACCAAAGUAAUAGAUCAAGAUGUCAUAAAUAAUUUUCAUGAAGACUAUUGUUACAUCCACAGAUUGCUUCUUAAUAAGAAAUUCAUAAAGGAUACUAUAAAGACACAAUCGUACGGGCUAGUUUUUUGGAAAAAAUUACAAAAUAUUUCCAAUUUUAAGCAACCCAAUGAGCACAAAUUUGAACAUCAAGUUAUAUGUCUAAUGGUGCUGCCACUAUUUAUCAGCUUGAGGAUUUCAUAUUUAAAUAAUGAUCUCUUCGAAACGUACAUUGACAGAAUGUUUGACAUCACGUGUGCACCUGUACAAAGACUGGGAUACAAUAUGAGAGAGAUCAUCUAUAAAUCUGAUAUAUGUAUGGAAUCUCUUUCCAGGUACUCGCUCGAUCAGGUUCUUCAAAUAGUACACAUUAUGGACAGAGAUGUAGCAGUAAUCACAUUCCAAACUAUGUGUCACGUUUUGAAAAAUUAUAUGAUAGCAUCGAGUGAAGAGAGUGAACUUUAUGAAACUGAUACAUCAAACUUGUGUAACCCCCAAAAUCCACCUAAAAAGAGAUUAAACAGAUCACUGUUCGAUGGAGAUGCCAUUCAGCAGUAUCCAUGUUUACUAUCAUCGAUAUUGAAUGGUCUGGCUAUUAUAACUGAAAAGUUUAAGAUCAAAUGGCAGGAAUCUGUAGAAACAAUUUGCCUACUGUCAUUGGCACAGGACCUGCUAAAUAAUAAGCAAAUUUCAUCAAACAUCACCGUUCAAGCGUUAAAAAUCUGUAAAUUGUCAAUAGAAAAUUUCAUGCCACCGCAAUUGGCUUUACUGGUCGAUAAUCAUGGUCAUAUUGAUGAUUUGGGGCCAACUUUGUACAGGAGAAUACAUGAUCCCAAUUGGGAAGUCAGAGAUAGCGUGUUAGAAACACUGAAGACAAUUGCCAUGAUAUCUGAGUACAAGUAUCCAGCAUUCCAAAAAUUCCUUGUGAAAAAUGACUUUUUACAAAUGGCAGUUAGCAUUACAUUAUCGGAUGCCGAAAGCUACGUGAGAGCUUCUGCACUGUCAUUCCUUGCGAUAACAGUCAGAAUAAAUGAAUUGUGGGAAGAAAAGUUGUGCGAUGCAAACUUAGCUGACAUAACUAUACAGUUGAUGGCAGAGGAAACCGAAGCAAUAGUACGCAGAGAAGCAGUGAUCCUUAUGAAGGAGCUAUACGUUCACAGAAAAUGGUCAAAGAGCACUGUCGACAUAAUGUCACGCUCUAUGGCAGUUGCGGCAGUUUUGGAUCUCCAUUGGGAAGUGAAGGUGAACGCCAUUGAAUAUUGGAAACAAUUUAUAAUUAGUCACUUCACCGAUCAAGGUAUGCUGGAUGGUUCGUUUCCAAGUAUGACUUUUUCAAAGGAACACAGGAAGAUAAUAGCUCUGAACGAAACUGAAAUAAAACGACGUAUCAGAAAAGCACUGGACAAGCUGGCCGAACAAAGUUGUCUAGGGAUUCUGCUAGCCGCCUUGGAGGAUGAGAGCGACUUCGUGGUAUGCAAAGCUGCGGCGGAUGUGAUAACUCAGUUAAAAAACUUUUUGCUCAAGUAUAAGAUCGACGAGCCCGUUCCAGAUAGACCAUUACCGAAAGAUAGCGCAACCAUAGAUAGCUCCUAUAAGAAAGAAUCUCCUCCUCCUUCUCCUCCCACACCCUCCACUAGUCUUCCUCCUACAACUCCUACAUCUUCUGUAACUGCUACUUCUCCUACUUCUUUCGCUGAUAGUGAUGUUCCAAUGGCCAGCGAUAAGGGUAACAUUUUGGAGUCCAUUGUGGAAAGUGAUGACAUGAACCUCCUGGCAGCUAUAUAUAAAGACUCUUUGAGGGUCGGCGGUGAAGAACUGAAACUGCCGGACCAUAACAAACUACGGGUCGUUGCGCAGGUCACACAAGUUGAAUUUCUUAAUACUAUUCUUAAUCUCGAUCUUAAUGCUUACAUAGAGGAGAAGAGUCGAUGGCUUCAGACGUAUACUGAUAGCUUCGAAUCGAUUCUUGAUGAUAUUUUGACAGUUUAUCAUACGAAGAAUGUGAUUUCGAUGGAUUGUUAUUAAAUCUUAUCGUCAUCAGUGAAACUUUUCGUAUGCAACAUUGAAGUUUGUGUAUGAAUUAAUUGUGAGCCUUGUGAAUAUUGCUUUUAUUAUAUAUUAUUAAUAUACCUUAAAAAAUUAAAAGGAGAAAGCAUAGUGUCACUGGUUUUAUAUUGUCUGGGGUAGAUCGUGAUAACAGUGUGACGAUUGAAAAUGUGAAAAUGAAAAAAAUUAUUCUUAAGCAUAAUAAUUUUUUGUAUAUUUAGCACCUGUAUAUUUUAACAUGUAGUAAUAGUAGAUAAUAAAUUUGUAUCUCACCUGUA
This is a messenger RNA of Cephus cinctus (wheat stem sawfly), 3475 nucleotides long. RefSeq lists its product as uncharacterized. Gene Ontology annotation, biological process: DNA damage response; cell population proliferation; positive regulation of protein phosphorylation. Gene Ontology annotation, molecular function: protein binding. NCBI's taxonomy places the organism in Eukaryota, Metazoa, Arthropoda, Insecta, Hymenoptera, Cephidae. Gene Ontology annotation, cellular component: nucleus. The transcript has 11 exons. The record is from RefSeq and is a predicted model, not a curated record. Bases 240 to 3176 code for a protein of 978 amino acids.